AUGAAGCUCAGGGCCCCACACUGUGUGUGGAGAAAAUUAUCAACGGCAUCCCGAGUAACGACAGCAGCACCCAGCCAGUGGCCACACAAGCUGCACGCAAGAUGCUCUCAGCCCGCCCCUAGAUGCCACCCCGGAUGCCGGCCUGGUGCACCCCCUUGUACGCCUCCUGGAGAGGGCAGACAACCUCGGGCGCUGUCGUGUCGUUCGUCAAGCUGCUCCGCUCGCCGCACACCAACGUGGCAUGCAGAGCAAGCCGUGUGGGCGCCGGGAAACACUGCUGGCGAUGGCCCCAAACUCAGAGACUUCGUCAUUAAGGCUGGCAUUGUACAACCUCUUCUGGAACUCUUUAGACCAGACACAGAGACUGCCGAGAUCAACGCGGUGGACCGCCUGGGCCAGAUGACUGAGGAGUGCGGCGGACUGGACAAGACUGAGGACUGCAGCACCACGACAACGAGGCCGUGUACGAGAAGGCCCUGGAAGGAUAUCAUCGAGAAGUGUUCCGGCGAGGAGGGGUCCCCCGUGGUGAGCAGCACCACCAGUGGCCAGGCGUACGACUUCUCUGCCGUGAACAACGUGCCUGAGGGUGGAUUCUCUUUCUAG
Eriocheir sinensis (Chinese mitten crab) is the source of this 603-nucleotide messenger RNA. RefSeq lists its product as uncharacterized. The record is from RefSeq and is a predicted model, not a curated record. Lineage: Eukaryota; Metazoa; Arthropoda; Malacostraca; Decapoda; Varunidae. The coding region runs from base 1 to 603 and encodes 200 amino acids. The transcript has 4 exons.